Homarus americanus (American lobster) is the source of this 1405-nucleotide messenger RNA. Its product is annotated as nuclear pore complex protein Nup214-like. Lineage: Eukaryota; Metazoa; Arthropoda; Malacostraca; Decapoda; Nephropidae. Bases 16 to 1269 code for a protein of 417 amino acids. The transcript has 2 exons. The record is from RefSeq and is a predicted model, not a curated record.
UCCAGGACGCCGAGCAUGAACGUCACCUCCGCCCUUGUGCUGAUUCUCCUGUUGGGGUCGACGGCUGGGGAGUCCCAGGUCGGUGUAGACGCCCAAGGAGACAAAGGACCAAGAAGAGGAGGAAAUCUCAUCGGCCAGCGUCGCCCAGGGACCUUCAACCAUGGCCUUGCCUCCGUCAACCACCCAGACGACACCAACGAUGAUAAGGGCAGCUCUUCUGGACCUUCUCCCCACCUCUUUAGUGGCUUAGGGACCUCCCCUCUCCCAUUUGAGUUUUCUCCACAACCUGUCUUCGUUAAAACCAACGACUUUCCUGCUUUGGUCGGGUUUGCACCUCAAGGCGGCUUUAUUAAUCCAAGCACUUUUGGUAGCCAAGGCGGCUUUGUAAACCCAAACACAUUUGGUAACCAAGGUGUUUUUGUUAACCCAAACAAUUUUGGAGGUCACGCUGGCUUUUUUAACCCAAAUUCUUUUGGUAGUCAAAGUGGCUUUGUAAACCCAAAUUCUUUUGGUAGUCAAGGUGUUUUUGUUAACCCAAACACUUUUGGUAUCCAAGGUAGCGUUCUAAACCCAAAUUCUUUUGGUAACCGAGGUGGCUUCGUUAACCCAAACACUUUUGGUAGUCAAGGUGGCUUCGUUAACCCAAACACUUUUGGUAGCCAAGGUAACUUUGUUAGUCCAUUUGGUUUCAACGGCGCAAACGGCUUCAAUAGCCUCGGAUUCAACACAGAUAGACAUACCGCAGUUCCUUUCAAUAGUAAUAACAAUGGAUUCACUAACGGAGGCGACUCCUUCGCUCCUAGCAGCUUCAACUCUCAUGGCUCCACAGGUACUUUAAGUGGAGGAUUUCCUGUGGCAUCUAUUCACAGGGGGAUUCCUGUCAGUACCUUCGAAAGCAUAGGUGGUGUUCCUGCGAACAGAGUCCAUACAGGAGGUGUUCCUGCUGGAUUCAGUAGCGCGGGCGUCGCUGUGGGUGGUUUCCCCGUAGGUGUGUCUCACAACAGCGGUAAUCCUGUCAGCGUGUCACAUUCUACAGUCUCUCCUCCUACUUUUAGUUCCCACAACAGACGUACUCAGGGUAGUUUCUCGGACAACAGAGGUACUCCUAUUGGGUUCUCCCAUAGUAGUGGUGCCCCGGGCGGUGUAACCAUCAGCAGCGGUACUCCUGUAAGAGGAGUUUCAUUCGGGAGCAGCCCUCGUCCAAUAAGACUUGCCCAAAGAGGAAAGUCCCAAGGCGGACCCAAACACGACACUACCACGGAAGAGUAAACCCGAAACAUUAAAACUCUGGAAACCGAAUCGAGAAUUUGAUAAAACGAAAGACUUUACAAACACCUGUAUGAUUUGCGGCUCUGUACAAGUAAACUUUACCUAUGUAUAUGUAUGAGUAAAGAAAAUAAUUGUC